Messenger RNA from Penicillium waksmanii, 351 nucleotides. RefSeq lists its product as uncharacterized. The record is from RefSeq and is a predicted model, not a curated record. The transcript has 2 exons. Bases 1 to 351 code for a protein of 116 amino acids. NCBI's taxonomy places the organism in Eukaryota, Fungi, Ascomycota, Eurotiomycetes, Eurotiales, Aspergillaceae.
AUGUCCUGGAAGGAGAUGAACCUGCUCAGCAAACUGCCGCCUCAUCCUAAUAUAAUACGGGUUGACCGUAUUGUUCUCGAGGACAUAGAUUCUCGAGUGAUUGGAUUCACAACAAAACAAGUCAUUCUCUUCGAUUUCGAUUGGGCCGCUAAUGGCAAGGACGGUCUACUGGAUAACCGAGAUGAUAUGUCUGGUGUUGCCUUCACACUAUAUGAGAUCAUCACCAACGAUACGCAUGUCACGAGUAUUCCUCGCUGGGAACGAAAUAUAGACAUGGUACAGAAUAUUGAAUGGAGUCGUCGCGAACUAGACUCUGACGUUUCAAAGUUCCGAAAGUUUCUGAAUGAAUGA